GAAUUGAGUCGUAUAGAAAACUGUCAACAGAAAACCAUGUCAUUCCAGAUUCUAUAAGGUGAAUCAAUUCUACGAACUUGUUUUCUUCUCAACCAUUUUCAAGCGAUUCUCGUUCAUUUUUCGGUCAAACAAAUCUACGAUUGUUUCAUUUUACAUUGAUUGUAGUGAAAUACGUAAUACAGUGAUAAAAAAAAAUAUCAUGAAAUUUCCCUAUGACAUAAGUUCAUUUGCACGAAUUUGAAAGCUGACAUUUUUGUGUUGUGAGGUGUUUUUUUUCAUCUUCUUUCGUUGGAAUCGCUUUGAAAAUGGAUACAGCCCAAACGCAGGACGGUAUCAAUUUAAUUGAAUUACAGAAAAAAUUGGCGACCGUUGAAGCGGACAACAAAACCAUACGGGAGGAAUUUAAUGUACAAAGAGCCCAAUUCAAAGAUUUAUUCUUGCAAAAAGAAGCUGAAUGCAAAAGGUUAAGCGAACAAUUAGACGAUCUGCGAAAGGAGUUGAAUGAGACAAAAAGUCAAGUUGUAGUUGCCGAGUACAAACGGGAAACCGAUAUUCAAAACCAAGAUCGAAAAGCACAAGAGGAAAUUUCGUCGCUGCAACAUUUAGUGCAUGAAACGGUUGAAGAGUCGAGCUUCUUGAAAUCGGAGAUCGAUCGUUUGGCUGUCGAGAAUGAACGUCUUCGAGCUGAACUCAUUCAUUCACAGCCCUCACAUUCACCACAGCCACAUGAAUCACAAUCAAGCACACCAAGUUUUGCACCAGUUUUAAGUCAAGUAAAGAAAACAUUGAAAUAUGUCAAAUUAGGCGGCGAUUCGUCGGCAACCAAUGAAAAUCUUGAGGAUUCCAUGCGGAAGGUAAACUCAAAAUAUGCACAAGAAGAUGCGGAAGUAUUGCGAUCGUUGGUGAUUCCGUUGGAAGGUGAAAUCAAUGCGCUCAAAGAAAAACUUCGAACGGCCGAUGAGGAGAUACAAAAAUUGCGUUCAGCUGAUGGUAUAUCAAAUGCUGGUGAAAUCAAUCAUAGCUCGGCCCUCGUUGGCAUGUUGAAUGAAAGCAAAUCAAACCAAAAUCACGAAACAGCAGAUGCAACCGUGACAUUGGAAACAACGGAAGAGUCCCAGAAUGCGCACGAUUGCCAGCUGUGUAAAAACUAUGAAUCACAAUUGGUAACGGUACAGGCUGAAAAGGAUACACUUCGCAAAGAUAUUGAUCGUUAUAACGAGGAAUUGGCCAAGGAAGCGGCGUUGAGACACGAUUUGGAAAAUAAAUGGCAGGAAAAACGCGAAAAGUACAAUGAGCAAGUGCAACAAUUGACGAAAAAAGUGGAUUACAAUGAAAAGGAAAUGGCCGCACUGCAACGACACUACACCGCGUUCAAAGAGGAAGUGAAUGAGGAAUUUUCAAAAAUGGCCAACGAACGGGAAAUGAUACAUCGCCACCAGACCACACUACAGGAUGACAAUGAUUUCCUGGCCGGACGAUACAUGGCUUCUUCCGAAGAAAUGCAAAAUCAACUCAUUGACUUGCCCAACACCGUCGAAGAACUACAAGAGAUUCUAUUGCAGAGCCAUCAAAGUUUGAUCGAGGCACGGGUGGGUUGUGAAUUUGCACAGCGUAAAUGUAACAGCUUCUCAGAUGAAGCACAAGUGUUACGAGAUCAACUGCAAACAGCAUGGGCAGAACGACAGGCCAGUGAUAGGGAUUUUACAGCAAGAAUCAAAUCGUUAGACACUCAUCUAAAGGCUCAAGAGAGUGAACGGUUAAAACUAUUAAACCUAAAGGAUUUGUACGAAAAGAAAGAAAUCGAAUGGAAUAAGCAAUCAUCUGAGCUUCGUGGUCAACUCAUUGAACUAAAUGAAUCAAAUGAGAAACUCGAACGACAAAAUAUGGAGUUUAAAAAUAAAAUAUCGGUGCUGCAACAAGAGCUUGGCAACAGCGAAGCUGUUCAAAAGGAUUUUGUUCGUUUAUCACAAUCGCUGCAAAUGGAAUUGGAAAAGAUCCGUGCAGCCGACACUCAGGUGCGUUGGCAAGACGAUGAGGAUGUGGACGAUUGUCGUAGUUGCAAGGCAAAUUUCACUGUUACACGAAGAAAACACCAUUGCAGACACUGUGGUUCAAUUUACUGUGAAAAAUGUCUAACAAAAACGGUCGCGUCUGGUCGCAACAAUAAGCCAGCCCGUGUUUGUGAUGUUUGUCAUACGUUAUUGGUUAGGAACACAGCCCCAUACUUUAGUCAAGCACCGCCGCAAUCACCACAUUAAACAGACGUUUCGCUUGUGCUGUCUGCAAACAUUUUUCAAUUUUUUUCUACGGAAUUCUUCGUUUUACAUCCAGAGAAAAUUUCUUUGUUUUUUCUUUUCGGCAUAAACUUGUACAUAGUUGAUAGAUUUCAAAUCAAAUCAAGCAUUUUGUUGAAUAUUUUCCCUUUUUCUCAUCGAUACACAUAUAUCAUACUUUUGCAUUUGUUAAGGUGCUUCUUUUGUCAACAUUGAACAGCAACAAAAAUUUCAAUAAAAUCACAUUUUUAGGAUACAUUCCAUUAAGAA
Sitodiplosis mosellana (orange wheat blossom midge) is the source of this 2543-nucleotide messenger RNA. It is a transcript of the gene Rbpn-5, whose product is annotated as rab GTPase-binding effector protein 1. The transcript is spliced from 10 exons. Bases 306 to 2258 code for a protein of 650 amino acids. Gene Ontology annotation, biological process: endocytosis. The record is from RefSeq and is a predicted model, not a curated record. NCBI's taxonomy places the organism in Eukaryota, Metazoa, Arthropoda, Insecta, Diptera, Cecidomyiidae. Gene Ontology annotation, molecular function: GTPase activator activity; growth factor activity; metal ion binding. Gene Ontology annotation, cellular component: intracellular membrane-bounded organelle.